AUGAACUCUCUUCGCACCUCUCUACCGGUCUUGAGGGCUUGUCGAAAUGCCUGGACGCCGGUAAUCCCGUUGCAUGUCCGACACUUCCACCCGACCAAACCAACUCCCAACCUCAUCAAUGCCGCAUUGGAUGCCUCCGCUGGCCUGAUUCAUGGUGUACACAAUGUCACCUACCUUCCAUGGGUCGUCUCUAUUCCCCUUACAGCCGUAAUUGUCCGAACCGCUGUCGGAUUACCACUACAAUUCUACACACGGAUCAACGCACGCCGCGAACGAGAUAUAUCGCCCUUGCUACAUUCCAGCCGAGUGAUGUGGGAAAAGGUCAGGAAACGCCGAGGCGAGAACCCAAUUAAAUAUAAGCAGAUAGCGCAGAGGGACUUUGAACACAUACGAGAAAGAUGGGGAGUAAACUCCUGGUAUAAGCUCUUAAAUUUUGCCCAGGUGCCCGUCUGGAUAUCGCUCAUGGAAAGUCUUCGUGGAAUGUGCGGCAAUACAAACGGCCUAGUACCCUGGUUACUCUCGUUGAUUGAACCAACCAAGGAGACAACAGAAGAAACUGUCCAGUCCCUCCAUCUAACAGUGGAACCAUCACUCGCCAACGAAGGCGCACUCUGGUUCCCUGAUCUGCUGGCCGGUGACCCGACAGGAGCAUUGCCUGUCCUGCUCACAGCAUCCAUCUUGCUGAAUGUGAACCUGGGGUGGAAAUCCGCUUCUAGACUGGAGAUAUCUGAGAUGCCGAAGCUCCAGAUGUAUCAAACAGUCUUUUUCUCGGGUCUGCGAGUGUUUAUCCAGGUUCUUGCUGUCAAUGUAGGAUUUUCGGGAUGGUUCUAUGAGAUGCCUACGGCGCUCAUGAUUUACUGGAUUACCAGUACCAAUGUUGCGACGCUGCAGACUUGGUUGCUGGAAAAGUACAUGUUUUCGAGACCGCCCAUUCCAGCCUACAAGGCUCAGUACUUGAAGUACCAGAAUGUCGGAGAUCCUUUCAGACUGAAUCUGAAGACUCGUUGA
This is a messenger RNA of Penicillium longicatenatum, 1008 nucleotides long. Its product is annotated as putative mitochondrial export translocase Oxa2. The coding region runs from base 1 to 1008 and encodes 335 amino acids. Gene Ontology annotation, cellular component: mitochondrial inner membrane. The record is from RefSeq and is a predicted model, not a curated record. The transcript has a single exon. Lineage: Eukaryota; Fungi; Ascomycota; Eurotiomycetes; Eurotiales; Aspergillaceae. Gene Ontology annotation, molecular function: membrane insertase activity. Gene Ontology annotation, biological process: mitochondrial respiratory chain complex IV assembly; protein insertion into mitochondrial inner membrane from matrix.